GUAAUUUAUAAACCAAUAGGCAAAUAAUUCAAUAGAUAAAUACAAACAUCAUAUAACAACACCCUUCUCAUCUUCUGCUUCUUCAUCUUCCAUUCCAAUCUCAAGAUGCACGCAAAAACCGACUCAGAGGUGACAAGCCUCUCAGCUUCAUCACCAACUAGAUCUCCCCGCCGUCCCGCGUACUUCGUCCAAUCUCCAUCACGUGACUCUCACGAUGGAGAGAAAACAGCAACAUCAUUCCACUCAACACCGGUCCUCACCAGCCCAAUGGGGUCUCCACCACAUUCUCACUCUUCCUCAAGCCGAUUCUCCAAGAUCAAUGGCUCAAAACGCAAAGGCCACGCUGGAGAAAAACAGUUUGCUAUGAUUGAAGAAGAAGGUCUUCUUGAUGAUGGAGAUAGAGAACAAGAACCUUUGCCUCGUCGAUGUUAUGUCUUAGCUUUCAUUGUUGGAUUCUCUUUGCUCUUUGCUUUCUUCUCUUUGAUUCUUUAUGCAGCUGCUAAACCUCAGAAACCUAAGAUCUCUGUUAAGAGUAUAACGUUCGAGCAACUUAAGGUUCAAGCUGGACAAGAUGCCGGAGGUAUUGGAACUGAUAUGAUCACAAUGAAUGCGACGCUGAGAAUGUUGUACCGUAACACUGGUACUUUCUUUGGUGUUCAUGUUACUUCUUCUCCGAUUGAUCUUAGCUUCUCUCAGAUCACUAUUGGUUCUGGCUCUAUUAAGAAAUUUUAUCAGUCAAGAAAAAGCCAAAGAACAGUGGUGGUGAAUGUGCUUGGAGACAAGAUUCCUCUCUAUGGAAGUGGCUCAACCUUAGUCCCACCACCACCUCCUGCACCAAUUCCAAAACCUAAGAAGAAGAAAGGACCCAUCGUUAUCGUCGAACCACCAGCGCCUCCUGCUCCAGUACCGAUGAGGCUAAACUUCACCGUUAGAUCUCGAGCUUACGUGUUGGGGAAGUUAGUUCAACCUAAGUUUUACAAGAGAAUCGUGUGUUUGAUUAAUUUCGAACACAAGAAACUCAGUAAACAUAUUCCAAUCACGAAUAACUGCACUGUCACAUCUAUUUAAAGGGGAAAUAAACACAUGAGAGAGCGAACGGUCUCGUAUUGGGUAGUGUGCUAUACAUGUUACCAGGUAGUGCGUGUGGCCUACCCCAAAGCAGAAGAAUCAUCAUCAGUGGGUUUCAUAAAUUUAAUUUAUGUAAGUGAAUUGAGAGAUUUUUGUUAAUGAUACAGUAAACGAGAAGAUUCACAUUUUAUUAUUUCACGCAACGUAUCAACCUUU
Arabidopsis lyrata subsp. lyrata is the source of this 1284-nucleotide messenger RNA. RefSeq lists its product as uncharacterized. The transcript is spliced from 3 exons. NCBI's taxonomy places the organism in Eukaryota, Viridiplantae, Streptophyta, Magnoliopsida, Brassicales, Brassicaceae. The record is from RefSeq and is a predicted model, not a curated record. Bases 106 to 1068 code for a protein of 320 amino acids.